UUGGCAGCCCUAGUUCUGCUUUGGUUAUCGGAACCGGCAGCUGCUCUGCUCUGGUGGAGAAAUCUGAGGACGGAGCUAGAGAAACGAGAGACCGGAAAACGGAAAUAUGAGCGGGAGCGGGGCCAAGAAGGUGGUGGAGACGGCGGUGAAGGCAACCAAGGCGAUAGACUGGGACGCCAUGGCGAAGUUGAUAAUCUCCGACGAGGCGCGAAAGGAGUUUGCUAAUCUCCGCCGUGCCUUUGACGACGUUAACCAGCAGCUGCAAACCAAGUUUAGUCAGGAGCCGGAACCCAUUGACUGGGAAUACUAUAGGAAAGGAAUUGGCCCUCGCCUGGUGGAUAUGUAUAAAGAGGCUUAUGAGAAAGAAGAGGGUAAGGACUGGAAGGUUAAGUACAUCAAGCCUCCUCAAACAGUGCUUUGGUGGGAGUUGAUUGCUUUGGGUGUUGAGAUACCGAAAUUCGUUGACACUGUGACUCCACAAUACAAGCCCAAGUUCGAUGCUCUGUUGGUAGAACUGAAAGAAGCAGAACAAACAUCCCUGAAGGAGACUGAAAGGUUGGAUAAGGAAAUCGCUGAGGUUCAAGAGUUGAAGCAAAAAAUAUGCACAAUGACUGCUGAGGAAUACUUCCAGAAGCAUCCAGAACUUAAGAAAAAGUUUGAAGAUGAAAUCCGUAAUGACUACUGGGGAUAUGGCCCGCAACAGUAAUUUUAUUCUCUCUGCCUCAUUUUACCAUUCCAUUUACUUAAUAAAAAUAUCUGACACCAUAUGAAAUUUCUAAGUGUUCUGCUAUUAUCAACUGAUUAUGGCUAUUUGAACUUAACUGCAAAAUAAUUUCUUAAAAAAGAAAAAAAAAUCUUACUUUGAGACUAUCAGCCUUUGAAUGGUAGCUGUUUAACUUUUCCAUAGAACUUGUUAUGUGCUUGUUUUCUUCAACAUUGAGCCUAGUAAUGCUUCAUAUUUUAAAUCA
Molecule: messenger RNA, 968 nt
Organism: Dendrobium catenatum
Lineage: Eukaryota; Viridiplantae; Streptophyta; Magnoliopsida; Asparagales; Orchidaceae
Product: ATP synthase subunit d, mitochondrial
Exons: 6
Coding region: 107-706 (199 amino acids)
Biological process (GO): proton motive force-driven ATP synthesis
Molecular function (GO): proton transmembrane transporter activity
Source: RefSeq, a predicted model, not a curated record